CCACUCUUCCCCUCAUCUCUAUCUUACAAACUCUGUUCUCAAUAAUCUUUCAACAAGCUCGUCUUUUCGAUUUUCCAAUAUGCAGAUCUUCGUGAAAACUCUCACCGGCAAGACCAUAACUCUCGAGGUCGAGAGCUCCGAUACUAUCGAUAAUGUCAAGGCCAAGAUCCAAGACAAGGAAGGAAUUCCACCCGACCAACAGAGAUUGAUCUUUGCUGGAAAGCAGCUCGAAGAUGGACGCACGUUGGCCGACUACAACAUCCAGAAGGAGUCCACGCUCCAUCUCGUCCUCCGUCUCCGCGGCGGUAUGCAAAUCUUUGUUAAAACCCUCACCGGCAAAACUAUAACUCUCGAGGUCGAGAGCUCCGACACAAUCGACAACGUUAAGGCUAAGAUUCAGGAUAAGGAAGGAAUUCCUCCUGACCAGCAAAGGCUGAUUUUCGCCGGUAAGCAGCUUGAGGAUGGCCGUACCCUCGCCGAUUACAAUAUACAAAAGGAAUCCACUCUUCAUCUUGUUCUUCGUCUGAGAGGAGGCAUGCAGAUUUUUGUGAAGACUCUCACCGGCAAGACUAUAACUUUGGAGGUGGAAAGCUCAGAUACAAUUGAUAAUGUCAAAGCCAAAAUUCAAGACAAGGAAGGUAUUCCACCUGACCAGCAGCGGUUGAUUUUCGCCGGAAAGCAGCUAGAGGAUGGCCGGACUCUUGCCGAUUAUAACAUCCAAAAAGAAUCCACUCUGCAUCUGGUUCUCCGGCUCCGCGGUGGAAUGCAGAUUUUUGUUAAGACAUUGACCGGAAAGACCAUCACUUUAGAGGUGGAGAGUUCUGAUACAAUUGAUAAUGUAAAGGCUAAAAUUCAGGACAAGGAAGGAAUUCCACCUGAUCAGCAGAGGCUUAUUUUUGCUGGGAAGCAAUUGGAGGAUGGCCGUACACUUGCAGAUUAUAAUAUUCAGAAAGAAUCAACUCUCCACCUUGUGCUCCGCCUUCGUGGUGGUGGCGAUUAUUGUUAAGCUGUCGGGUCUGUUAAUUUUCUAGUUAAUGUUCAAUUUCUAUUUGGUAAUUUGUACUUUGUUAAACUAGUUCGUGCUUAAUUAUCAAUAAUAAAAUGUCCUUUUAAUCAACCUUCAA
This is a messenger RNA of Jatropha curcas, 1124 nucleotides long. Its product is annotated as polyubiquitin. NCBI's taxonomy places the organism in Eukaryota, Viridiplantae, Streptophyta, Magnoliopsida, Malpighiales, Euphorbiaceae. The record is from RefSeq and is a predicted model, not a curated record. Gene Ontology annotation, molecular function: protein binding.